Gasterosteus aculeatus aculeatus (three-spined stickleback) is the source of this 2076-nucleotide messenger RNA. It is a transcript of the gene nptx1l, whose product is annotated as neuronal pentraxin 1 like. The record is from RefSeq and is a predicted model, not a curated record. Lineage: Eukaryota; Metazoa; Chordata; Actinopteri; Perciformes; Gasterosteidae.
CGCGUCAAGCCACUGCGGCUCAUCAGCCUAAAAGCAAAUCACGAGCCAGCACGGACGCAGACAUGCGGGCCACCAAGACCGGAAUCAGUUGGAGACUUUUCCUGUUUUCCUGCCUGUUUUUGGAGACUUCGUCUCAAGACUUUGGCGCACAGACGCAGUUCAUCUGCACGUCCGUGCCCAAGGAUAUGGACAUUUGCGCAGCCACUUUGCAGAACAGCGUGCCGGGAGAGGACUUGAAGACCACCGUCAUGCAGCUGCGGGAGACGGUUUUGCAGCAGAAAGAGACGAUCAUGAACCAAAAAGAGACCAUCAGGGAACUGACCUCGAAGUUGUCUCGAUGUGAGAGCCAGAGCGGCGCCGAGCCCGGGGACGCGCGGCCCGGGGCCCGGAGGAAGGACGCUGGGAGCAAAAACACGAUGGGGGAUGUAUCGAGGGGACCCGCGGACACUUUGACGCAACUAUCACAGACUUUACAAUCACUGAAGCAGAGAUUAGAAAACCUGGAGCAAUUCAGCAGAAGUAACAACUCGGUGCAGGCGAGCAGCCUCAAAGAUCUGCUCCAAAGUAAAAUCGACGACCUGGAGAAGCAGGUGUUGUCCCGAGUGAACAGCAUCGAGGAGGGGAAGCCCGGACUCCGGAACGAGACUGAGCAGCGGGGCAGAGUGGAGUCCACGCUCACAUCCAUCCACCAGAGGAUCACUGACCUGGAGAAAGGUCAGAGAGACAACAGGCCUCUGGAUAAAUUCCAGCUGACGUUCCCCCUGAGAACCAACUACAUGUACGCCAAAGUGAAGAAGAGCCUGCCGGAGAUGUACGCCCUCACUGUGUGCAUGUGGCUCAAGUCCAACGCCUCCCCGGGAGUGGGCACACCUUUCUCCUACGCGGUUCCUGGUCAGGCCAACGAGCUGGUCCUCAUAGAAUGGGGCAACAACCCGAUGGAGAUACUCAUAAACGACAAGGUCGCUAAGCUGCCUUUUCUGAUCAACGACGGGAAGUGGCAUCACAUCUGCGUGACCUGGACCACUCGGGAUGGCGUUUGGGAAGCUUUCCAAGAUGGCGUCAAGAGAGGCAGCGGAGAGAAUCUGGCCCCGUAUCAUCCCAUCAAACCGCAGGGUCUGCUGAUCCUCGGCCAGGAGCAGGACACGCUCGGAGGGGGAUUUGAUGCGACACAAGCUUUUGUCGGAGAUCUGGCAAAUUUUCACAUCUGGGAUCGGAAACUAUCGGUCGGAGAGAUUUACAAUCUAGCGACGUGCAGCAGCAAAGCGCAAGUGGGCAACGUGUUUGCGUGGAUGGAGACGAGCCUGGACAUUUACGGAGGGGCCUCGAAGUGGACAUUUGAAGCUUGUCGCCAGCUCAACUGAACAGCGGAGAGGAGAGACGCGUUUGUUAACAGCGUUGGUAAACUCAUUUGAGAAAUCAAGAUUGUUUCAGUGAAUAGCAUCUGGAUCUGACAUAGAUAUAAAAAAAAAAAACGUAAUUUGUGGACACUUGAUAGAUUUUUACCAAAUACUUCGGAGACAGGUCCCAGCGAUGGGACACCUCGGCAUCCUGCGGCACUCGAAAGCACCACCGGGCCUACUUGUGUUCUGGAAAAAAGCAGCCGCCGACGCUCUGGAGAGCAGAGGACGCUCUCGGGAAACAAAAUGAGUAGGAAGUCAUGUAGUAUGUCACGCAAUUCAGCCAAUCAACUGACUUCUUCUUCAAACGCCGUUCUGUCUCGACUGCCAGAGUUUUUCACUGUGAAAAAAGGACUAGAUGGACUUCUUUUUAAAAAGGGAGGUCCCUCUUCAGGAGGCCAGGAAAUAAAUGACUUUGCUUCUCUCUCACUAUUUGUUCCCUACCACCAACUGCUUGACAUGAUUUAUGUAAAGAAUGACAUAUAUUUUGCCAACGUUUGAGCCUGAGUGCCUUGGGCUGUUGAAAAAACAAAAUCUCAGCACAUUCAUUAUGAUUUGCAAAGUGUUUGUGUUUAUUUUCUUGUAGAUUCGUUUUGAAAAAAUGGUGUUUCUUGUAUCACUCCACAUGUGGUUGGAUCAGAUAGUUUAUUAAAAAAAUGUAACUCAUUGAUGACAGUGA